GCGGCGUGACUGCGGGUUACCUGCGCAUGCGCGGGUGUGCUGCCAGCCUCAGUGAUAAUACACACACACCACCCACACUGGCUCUACUCUUUUAGCCUAAAUUGCCGACAAUGGGGGAACCACAGAGCGCCUUGCUACUUCGGAAACAGCUGGCAGAGUUAAAUAAGAAUCCAGUGGAGGGCUUCUCUGCAGGACUAAUUGAUGACAACGACAUCUUCAAAUGGGAAGUUCUUAUUAUUGGCCCACCUGACACGCUUUAUGAAGGAGGUUUUUUUAAGGCGCAUCUAAUAUUUCCACGAGAAUAUCCUCUUCGGCCACCCAAAAUGAAGUUCAUUACAGAUAUUUGGCAUCCAAACAUUGAGAAGAAUGGAGAUGUGUGUAUCUCAAUCCUCCACGAACCAGGGGAUGACAAAUGGGGUUAUGAAAAGGCCUCAGAACGCUGGCUUCCCGUGCAUACAGUCGAGACCAUCCUUAUCUCAGUCAUCAGUAUGCUAGCAGACCCUAAUGAUGAAAGUCCAGCAAAUGUCGAUGCAGCGAAAGACUGGCGUGAAGAUUACAAUAUCUUUAAGAAGAAAGUAGCUCGUUGUGUUCGGAGAAGUCAAGAGGAAUAGGAACUCUAGACUAUUAGCAUAUUCCUGGUUUUAAGGAGGAAAUAGUGGUGUGGCGGUGAUUCCCAAGAUAUCACAAAAGGUCUUAAGUGUGGACAGCAACAACUGCCAGCCUGUAAGGAACUGAUAUCGAAAUAUCUUACAAUUGUUGGCAAACAAGUUAAAAGUGACAGUGGUCUCCAAUGUGACCAUUGUAUUAAAGAGAGUGAAAAUUGGUUUUCAAAUGUGAAUACAUUAAUCAAAAAGUGUCAUAUAUGCAUAUAUAUAUAUAUAUAUAAUAUAUAUAUAUAUAUAAUAUAUAAUAUACUGUAUGUAUGUAUAUAUACACAUAUACAUAUACAUUCAAAAUAAUAAACUUGCAAAGAUGUGUGCAAUUAAGUGUUUUGGUAGUGUAAGAAACUGGGACCAGAUGCUAGACGGUUAAAUGUUUGGCAUCCACGUGGCAUUAUAUCUGAUCAGGGUCACAGUGUGAAUAAUCGGUGAAACCUCUUAAACUUGCCCCAGGGAAAGAGUAAUCGUGAAAAAGCUCAUAGGCAUAUCGUAGACAUUGAUUUCACCAAUGUAUGUCAAAGCAAGGUUUCAAACUCGCAUAUCUUCACUUUGCAGUUAGUAUCUUAUAAAAUGGUUUAAGUGUAAUGUUUCCCCAAUUGUUAACAGGUAUUUUAUACCUUUGAAAGAGCAUUAGUACAGAGGUAGUUUGUCACCUUGCUCGGGGUGGACUUCGGUGAGUUGUCUGGAAUAUGACAAUUUGUGGAGGUUAAGACAGGAAGGAGAGAUUGCCUUUCCUUACUCGAAUCCACAGUGCUCUUAUAGAUAUUAAACUACUCAGUCAAACCCUACUUUUAGAAAGUUUGGAUUUUGUUUCGCACCCUGAAUUCAGCUUCAAUUGCAGCUUUCUGGCUAUCAUCCGACGGCAUCGUCUCAUCAAAGUUGGCUUCUUUAAGUUGGUCCUGAGCAAGACUAUGAUGGUAGUUCUUUAACAGAGGAAACCCUCCAAAUUUCACCUCAAGACUUUUUUUAAUAUAUUAUUUUAUAAUGAAUAAAAUGUAUUAUUUUAUGUUGAAUACAUUUGGGGUAGGACCUUGCCCCUAUCCAAAUUUGAUGGUCACCUGCUUAAUUAAUUGUGGUUGUUGGUGUUGCCCAGAAUUGCGAUACGCUCCAUCUGAAGCAAACACUAUGACGACGAAUUUGGGUUCUACUUUUAAGAGGAAGAGAAGGUGGAUCUCAUCAUAGAAUUAUCAAAAUCAAGCAUAUUAGAUAGGUCAUAUUUUUUAGAUACUGAAAUUAGAAUUAGGCAUGUGAUUACUGUAUUGAACCUUAAAACACUUGGUGGAAUGUGCAGCAGCACAAAAUGGGAAUGCAACUGAGUUUCCUUUUUUUUCUUUCUUUCUUUCUUUCUUUAUUAAUAAAUUGUUGAGAGUUAUGUAAACUUUUUGCUCACUGAUCAUGGAAGGGGGGGGGGGAGAUGAAGUUGCCGGAACUGUCGGUUAUCCAGUGAAAGUGUAGUACUGGGCUCUUCACUUCAUGGACAGAGCCUGCUCAAGGUACCUCUAAUUGUUACCAGCCAUGUUUAAGUUUAGGCAAUAUAUGAUAUCUCGAGCAAAGCACAGAGCUGAGCUGCUUAUUAAGGAACUCUCAUUCUGUUUCGACAUGUUUAAACCAGACGAGAUUAUCCAGCUCGUUAGACUAACCUCCAGGUGGUACACCCUUCACUCUUAACAUUAUUUCCAGUGUUUGUUUUGUGCCAAAAAUUGCUCUUAUAGUAUUUGUUCAUUACUAUUCUCAGAUGCACAGUCAGGUGUUUGUUAGGCUUGCAUGAAUUUUUGGGACAACAAAACGUUUUAGGUGACAAUGCAGUUGAAGUAAUACAGUAUGUGCAUUAGUAAACUGUUUAAAGGGUGUCAUCCUGUUGUGUAUUUUCAGGUCAGUAAAUCAACAUUUUUUCAGUACAGCUCAUCCUACCUAGCUUGACUCUGCCAUGUUAAUUGACUAUAUGUUUUCUGUAGAACCCCCCGUGAAAGAUUGAAUACCUCAGUGUUGAGUUCUCGCAUUGUGCAGGACUUGGGCUUGGGGGACGACAGUGGCACCUACCCAAUCAUCUGAGGAGUUAGAUAAGAAUGUCAAUUAAGCCUGAAGUGAGUGUGGGUGGAGCACUGUCAUGGCCCUGUCUCGACAAAUAAGUGGAAGCCCAAGUAUGAAAAGUGUGAUAUGAUACUGGACAUUAUGAACUGCUACUGUGAACAUUCGUUUUAUACUUUUUUCCAUAUUCCUGCAAUAUGUUUUAAGUAACAGUUUGUAGCUGUCCUUAUAUUCAAUAAACAUCAAGCUUAA
Procambarus clarkii (red swamp crayfish) is the source of this 2939-nucleotide messenger RNA. Lineage: Eukaryota; Metazoa; Arthropoda; Malacostraca; Decapoda; Cambaridae. The record is from RefSeq and is a predicted model, not a curated record.